GGACAGCUGCUCCUCAACUGGCAGGGCGGUGUGGUGCUCAACUGUGGAGGAGCUACAGGUGGAGAUGCUCAGGAGAAGCCUCCCCCAAGUCCUCUGCCUCGGGCUGAUUCUGGUCCUUGCUGCCAAUCUCCUCCUGGUGUUUCACACCAAAGAGACUGUGCAGAACUUGAUUCGGGAUGGUCUUCACAAGGAGACCCAUCGGCCUCCAUCUGAGAGGGACGAGACUAUGAUGAACAGGCUGUCCCACCUGGAGGUGGCUGUGCAGCAGCUGAAAGAAAAUAUGAAAUUGGCUAUGAAGCAACAAGCAAAUGUGGGAGACACACUAAUGAGGGUGGAAGAUGAAAUUCACCUUGCCCCAAAGGCAGUGCAAGGCAACGUGGUCAAGACAAACAAGCCCCAACCGCCAAAGAAACUCUUCUCAACCUCUGCGCUAUUCCGGCAGUGGGGUGAGGGUCUUGCUGAGGCUGAGCAGAGAAAGGCUCAGGACCUGUUCCAAAGAUUUGGCUACAAUGUGUACCUCAGCAACCAGCUGCCCCUCAACCGCAGCAUCCCUGACACGCGGGAUUCAAGGUGUCUUCAGAAGACAUACCCUGCGCAGCUCCCAUCUCUCAGUGUGAUCCUCAUAUUCGUGGACGAAGCUCUGUCCGUUAUACAGCGGGCCAUCACCAGCGUCAUUAACCGGACUCCUCCACAGGUGUUGAAGGAAAUUAUUUUGGUGGAUGAUUUUAGCUCAAAUGGAGAACUAAAGGUACCCUUGGAUGAAAAGAUCGAGUUUUACAAUAAGAUGUAUCCUGGACUACUGAAAAUAAUACGGCAUGCUAAGAGAAAAGGCCUUGCUCAUGCACGAAACACAGGCUGGGAAGCCGCCAGGGCCGAUGUGGUCGUCAUCUUGGAUGCUCAUGUGGAAGUAAACGUUGGCUGGGCAGAGCCCAUCUUGGCCCGGAUUCAAGAAGACCGCACUGUGAUUAUAUCUCCUGUGUUUGACAACAUUUGUUUUGAUACCUUCAAACUGUUGAAGUAUGAACUGGCAGUGGAUGGGUUUAACUGGGAACUGUGGUGCCGCUAUGACCCAGUGCCACAAACCUGGAUUGCUCUGGAUGAUGUCACUGCCCCAGUGAGGAGCCCCUCCAUCAUGGGCAUCUUGGCUGCCAAUAGGCUCUUCCUGGGAGAGAUUGGAGCCCUGGAUGAUGGGAUGCUGGUCUAUGGAGGAGAGAACGUGGAGCUUAGCUUGAGGGUAUGGCAGUGUGGAGGGAAGAUCGAGGUCUUACCCUGCUCCCGAGUAGGUCAUCUGGAGCGACACCACAAGCCCUACGCCUUGGAUCUAAGUCUUUCCUUAAAGCGCAAUGCCUUGCGUGUGGCCGAGACCUGGAUGGAUGAGUAUAAAUACAUGGUCUACCUGGCCUGGAACUUACCACUUCAGAACUCUGGGAUUGAUUAUGGAGACAUCUCUUCCAAAAGGGUACUCCGGGAGAACCUGAAAUGUAAAACGUUUGACUGGUACCUGAAAAAUGUUUAUCCAGCGCUGAAGCCUAUCCUUAAUAUUGUGGGCUAUGGAAGAAUGAAAAAUUCCUUGGAUAAAGGUGUCUGCCUGGAUCGCGGACCUGUUCCGGGCAAUACCCCCAUCAUGUAUGCAUGCCAUGAGUUCAGUUCACAGAAUGUCUACUACCUCCUGACUGGGGAGUUCUAUGUAGGACCACUGGUUGCAGAGGUUCUCAGGGAUGACCUUUGCCUGACCGACCCAGGGCACAGGGAGAAGCCUACUUUGGAGAAGUGUUCUAACGCAGCCCAGAAUAAACUGCACAUAUAUUGGGAUUUUAAGCAGGGAGGCGCUGUCAUCAACAGGGACACACAGAGGUGCCUGGAGAUUAGGAGGGAGCCCUCUGGUGCCUACGGGCUUGUGCUGCAGACCUGCAUGGCGCAAGUGUGGGAAAUACAGUACACCUUUGGAGCCUGGGGCCAGACCAAUGCACUGUGAGCUUGGUGCAAUCUGGGUGUGGGACACUGGUUUUUGCAGCUGGAAUGGCUCCUACCCCAGCACUUCUCCAAGUGGAGAGGGUGUAGGGUGGAAGGUGAGUGUAUGUGUUCACUGUCAUGUUCAGCAGGCCAUGCAGUGGACAGGAAGCCCAGCAUGUGUCAAGCCGUCUGUUCUGCCGUGGUAAGGAGCUUCCCCUGAUGCAUCUUCCUCACUUCCUUUGAAAGAUCACGAUAUGUAUCAAUGUCAUUCUUAGAAAGUCCUUGAAAUAUUCAGCAUCAUCUGCCAGUUCUGUGCGAAAGCAUGAAGAUGGAAGUUUAUCUUUGAUUUCUGCCAACUCUGUAUAGCCUUCUUUCAUGACAGCUACUGUGGUCACCUCUCCCAAACCUCCUUCCUGGCUCCUGCUUGGAGAUGCCCCAGACUGCAAGGCUGCUCUUCAUGACAGGAAGCAUGCUCCUCAUGCCUGCAGCAGUGUAGCUCCUCAGGGCCACCAACUCCUCCUCCUUUUGGACUGUUCAGAGAAAACAGCAAAAGACAAGUAGCUCUAACAGGUUCCUCCUUCCAUGCCCCACAGCAGUUCUGUUUUGAUGAUCAAUUUCUCCCAUACCAGAUAUGCUGAAGAGGAGAGGUAGUACCUCAUUUAAUCUCAGCUUUGCAAGAAUGGUGCAAUGAAUGGCAGAAAAAUCUAGGUCUUUCUGACUUCCUCUAAGUAGGCUGUAACAGUUAAUGACUUGAUUUCAUCUAUUUCCCCCUACUAUCCAUGAACAUUAUGGGCAAAAUGUGAGCCAUCUCUUACCAAGGUACAAAAGAAGGGCUCCAGAUGAAAAUUAAUCUCAUGGCUGUUCAUAAUUAAUCUCAGGAAUCUCAUGGCUAUUUACUUGAUAAACCCUCCUCUGUCCCCAGUUGGUCAGUUAAGAAAUGUUCAGAGCUGCCAAUAUUUGGUGCUGUUUUGGAGGCUGGCAGAGGGGGCUCCUUGGUGCAGAGGGGGCUCCACGGUGCAGAGAGGGAAGGGUCCCUCCUCCAGAGAGCUA
Molecule: messenger RNA, 3003 nt
Organism: Chinchilla lanigera (long-tailed chinchilla)
Lineage: Eukaryota; Metazoa; Chordata; Mammalia; Rodentia; Chinchillidae
Gene: Galnt8
Product: polypeptide N-acetylgalactosaminyltransferase 8
Exons: 11
Coding region: 65-1975 (636 amino acids)
Cellular component (GO): Golgi apparatus
Source: RefSeq, a predicted model, not a curated record